AUGCUACCCUCUGUAACGCCUAUAAAAGAAUUUCAAUCAUAGCCUUUAGUUAGAAAAAUCAUGAAAUCCCAAUUAGAAAGCACAAUCAAAUCCAAUAAGUCUUCAUCAGAUAUCAUUAAUAAAUAAUGCAAAUCCUCCUAUCAACAUUAUCGAAAAUAGAACAAUCAAUAAGAAGAAAUCUAAGUGCAAAAACUCUUUUUCAGGAAUCGCGAAAGCUCUUCUAGAGAUACUCCUCCAUCAUUUCUAAUUACAAAGCAUUUUGAAAGUAGAUAAGAAAUGAAGCCGCUAACAAUUGAAGAAACCAAGUACUAAGAAAAGAUUGAGUUUCAUGGCAAACGAUUGAAGAUAAAUCAGGAUUCUAUUGAAAACAACCUCAUGAAAAGUUUCUAACGCUUUCGAUUACAAGAAAAUGUCUGUCAGAGAUCCAUUGUGACUUCACAAAGAGCAAAACGGUCCUCCAUUACGAUGGAACAGAUACCCACCAGAGAUCGCUUUUUUACAAAAUAAGCAGGGUAGUUGUAAUCUCUAUUUUAAGAAUGCGACAAAUUGUAAUUGUUAAUCAGUUAUAUCUCAACACAAGUUCCUUGUAAUAUAUUUUCAUGUAUGUCCCUGAUCAUUCAAUCAAAGACAAAUCCGUUUUCGAGGAAAUUCACAUCAGUUGUCCAAGAAUAGGUUUUUAUCAAUUUUAUCUAUAGACUCAAGAUUAAUUCCAAAAAAAUAUACUUCUAUUUGAAGGACGGGACUCCUGUUUACUCGCAUUUAGAUAUUCCCCCAAAAUAAAGUGUUCUAAUUUACUCAACCUCUACUGUCUACAAGUAGAUAUUUAAUCCAUAAUUGCUCUAUCUCGAAAAUUGCUGUUCCCUUUACAAUUGCGAAGAAAUCACUAAGAAAAAUGAACCAGAUUAUACUCAAUAGAUCGAUAGCAUCAUUCAUACAUUAGUGCAUUAAAAUUACCAGUCAAUCGAUGAUGAAUAUCAAGUGGAUAAGGUCCCUGAAGAAAUUGAAAUCAAUCAAUAAUUUAUGAACUCCAAAGAACUCAAACACUCCUAUAAGGAAAUCAAGAGGAAUAAAAACUUUAAACCAAUUAUCAACAAAAUGUUCUAACCCUGUAAUGCUGUCAAACAGAAAAAUUAUAUCCAACAAUACAUGAAUGAUGAAUACAUAAUCAAAAAUCCAAAAAUAGAGAAAUUGGAGAAAAUAGAGGGAUGGUACGAAUAAGAAUUGAAAAAGAUUAAGUUCAAACCAGAAGAGGAGAAUUCAAAUGAGGAUUUGAUGGCUGUUCAUAUUGAUAGUGUUUCAAGUCAAUAAACUAUUGAAAGUUAGAUAACUUAAGCAGCCUAGUUGUUGGAACCUCUAUUAAAGAAAUUCUUGAAUCAAAAUAGUGGCUACUCACAAGAAGUUGGACCUGAAGUCAACUUUAACAACGAUGAGGAAGAGGAAAAACCUGAAUCUAUUAACCAUAUCGAGUAGAACAUCAGGGAACUAAUCACGAACAAAGGAAGUCUCCACAAAUUAUUAAAAAUCAAUAAGGAACUCUUUAUCGAGGGGAUCCCAAAGAUACUGUCUGAAACAAACUUCUCCAGAUAUGAACUACACAACACUUAUAUACUUUAUUGUGCCUUGCAAUAAAUCACGUCUCAACGAUAUAGAUACUAUAAAGUUGAUGAUGGAGUGGAUUAUAACACUUAUAGAAUGGGAAUUUAUUAGAUAUUUAUGCAGAGUGAAUAUUUGGCCUAGGAAAUCUUCAAUAAGAUCGAUUUUAAUUAUAGUGGUUUUUUGAAUUGGAGUGAAUUCCUGAAAUUGAUGGUAAGUAUUAGAGCCAAAACUUUGGUUUAAAAAUUAGACCUAUUUAUUUAAAUUUCAGAUAAGGAUGGCAAUGGGUAAUUGUGUUGGGACGAAAUCUUCCAGUUAUCCAAAGUGUGUUUAUCCAAGUACAUUUAAAAUAGUGAUGAUUUCUUGGAUAUGCUAUGCGAAUAUUACACUAGACUAAUAUUUAAAGUAGUAGAGAAAGAACCACAUGAAGAGAUUCCAUUUUCAGCCAUCAAAGAUGCCAUAUUAUCAUAAAAAGAAGAUUCGGAUUUACUUUGCAUGUUUUGUGGAGCUGAUAUUUGA
Paramecium tetraurelia is the source of this 2112-nucleotide messenger RNA. RefSeq lists its product as uncharacterized. Gene Ontology annotation, molecular function: calcium ion binding. The record is from RefSeq and is a predicted model, not a curated record. The transcript is spliced from 2 exons. NCBI's taxonomy places the organism in Eukaryota, Ciliophora, Oligohymenophorea, Peniculida, Parameciidae.